Messenger RNA from Mugil cephalus (flathead mullet), 1484 nucleotides. It is a transcript of the gene fgf8a, whose product is annotated as fibroblast growth factor 8a. Gene Ontology annotation, molecular function: type 1 fibroblast growth factor receptor binding; growth factor activity; type 2 fibroblast growth factor receptor binding. Gene Ontology annotation, biological process: regulation of cell migration; embryonic heart tube development; neuron differentiation. Gene Ontology annotation, cellular component: cytoplasm. Lineage: Eukaryota; Metazoa; Chordata; Actinopteri; Mugiliformes; Mugilidae. The record is from RefSeq and is a predicted model, not a curated record. The transcript has 5 exons. The coding region runs from base 712 to 1353 and encodes 213 amino acids.
UCGGCCUGCCAUUUUAACCGGGGGUGUGUGAGCGCUGAGCGAGAGGCUCGUCAGGGGAGCGGGAUGGAAGCAGAGAGAGGAGAGACAGAGCGUCCUGCCUACACUUCCACCACAGCCGAGCGGAGCAGCAGCAGCAGCAGCAUCGAGCCACUGCGAGAGCACUGAGAACCCCAGUCCGAGUCUCCUCUGCAGCGGGGUCACACGCACCUGGAGGCCGCAGGAGGACCACAGGGAUUACCGUCCUGGAGGAAUAGUCUGACAGCCCGGAGGAGCUCGUUUUUUUUAAAAAAAAAAAACAAAAAAAAACAAAAGAAGGAAAUCCUUCAGCGCUUUGCGAGAAAAAAAAAAACUUCAACACAAAGCUUCGCUUCUGCAAGUGCACUUAGACUUUGCUCAGCCUUCUGACAGGAGCCGUUUCACCUUAAUUAGAAAUCAUCAUUAAUCACUUCCACUUAACACGAAUCUCCCAGUGACGGACACUGAUUUGAUGAAGAAUGAUUCCACUUUGUGAGACUGUCUGUCAGCACCUCUGACCCUUUACUUCUUCUUCUUUUUUUUUCUUUUUCUUUUUUUUUUGGUGUGGAUUUCUGUGAAAUCUGUGGACUUGGUUGUUCGAUCCGUAGCUUAAAUAAUCGAGAUCAGCUGGACUUCUCCAGCCUUUUACGGAUCCUGGUUAGAAUUUACUGGAAGAGCGUUUCACCUCCAUCCAACAUGCGACCCAUCCCAUCCAGACUCAGCUAUCUGUUUCUACACUUAUUCGCGUUUUGCUACUACGCUCAGGUAACCAAUCAGUCCCCGCCUAAUUUCACGCAGCAUGUAAGCGAGCAGAGCAAAGUGACCGACCGCGUGAGCCGCAGGCUGAUCCGGAUCUACCAGCUGUACAGCCGGACCAGCGGCAAGCAUGUCCAGGUCCUGCCCAACAAGAAGAUCAACGCCAUGGCGGAUGAUGGGGAUGUGCACGCGAAACUCAUUGUGGAAACGGACACCUUCGGGAGCCGAGUGCGCAUCAAGGGAGCAGAGACGGGCUUCUACAUCUGCAUGAACAAGAAGGGGAAGCUCAUCGGCAAGGAAAACGGGCAAGGCCGCGAUUGCAUUUUCACCGAGAUCGUCUUGGAGAACAACUACACGGCGCUGAGGAACGCCCGCUACGAGGGCUGGUACAUGGCCUUCACGCGGCGCGGGCGGCCACGGAAAGGCUCGCGGACACGUCAGCAUCAGCGUGAGGUCCAUUUCAUGAAGAGGCUGCCGAAGGGGCAGCAGCCCACCCACACGAGCCACCACCGGCCUUUUGACUUCAUCCACUACCCUUUCAGUCAAAGGACUAAACGUACACGGUUCUCAUCAGAGCGCUGAGGGGGAGGAAGACAGAGAAAAGCAGAAUGAGGGAGAAAGAGGAGAAACUGACAGACUGACUGAAUUACCAGCAGCCGACACAUUCCUUUCUCCCUCAAAAAAAAAAAAAAGAAGUCCCCCAGAGACUUUUU